CUCUUUCACUCUCAUCGACAUGGAGUCUCUUCCAUUGAAUAUAUCUUUCAAUCUUCUGCCCUGACGAUUGCUAGCGAAUUAGCAUUAAAUAGCCAAGCACUUUAAAUUCAAAUAAGCUAAGUGGGUGUGGGGUAUGAGGUUCCAUCUGGUAUAGCUAUCAAUAGAAUAAACUUCUUCGGCAAUGCCGCUUGGUGUUUUAUCUCUCUCACACCACUUCGCAAAAAAAGCUUCCAAAUGAUCGAGAGUUAAAAAAGUUUACUUGCUUAUGUCACAUGUGCCACUGUUAUCUGUAUUUGUGAAUUUUGUUGUCAAAAGAAGCACGGCUUAUCAUUAACGUGUAUUUCGUUGUAUCAUUCUCAUUGUGCCAUUGCCAAUAGCUCGAGAUAUUUCGGUUGCUUCCGACAAUUUUCCCAGUUCAGUAAGAAAAGUGAAAAUGAUCCAACGAUGUGUUCAGCACUCAACAAGGAUAUUCAUGCGAUCGAGGAUACUUCUGCAAUUAUCUAAACAGCAGAGAAGUCUCACGACGCAACUCGAUAAGAAUGAUGUCAAAGGUGCUGAUGGGAAGAGUCCAAGAUUUCCAGGAGCAACUGCACCAUUCACAUCCAAUCCCCAACUUACGCAUGCCGAAAAUGUAGCACCCAUUCCCAUCUAUCGUAUUAUGGAUGCUGAUGGCAUUAUUGAAGACAAGACACAGGAGCCCCAACUUGGGCAGGAAACUAUCCAAAAAAUGUUCCGUGACAUGGUGCUUCUCAAUACAAUGGAUAAGAUUCUCUAUGAAUCUCAGCGACAGGGUAGAAUAUCCUUCUAUAUGACGAACUUUGGUGAAGAAGCCUCUCACAUUGGAAGUGCAGCAGCCCUCACGCCGGAUGAUCUUGUCUAUGGGCAGUACCGUGAAGCUGGAGUCUUGGUGUGGCGAGGUUUCACCAUAUCCGAGUUUAUUGAUCAAUGUUAUGGUAAUGUUGAUGACGAAGGCAAAGGCAGACAAAUGCCAGUCCACUACGGAUCCAAGAAACUCAACUUUGUAACAAUAUCCAGUCCCUUGGCUACGCAGAUUCCUCAGGCAGUUGGAGCUGCAUAUGCACUGAAACUCAAGGAAGGAAACGAUCGCUGUGUGAUUGUCUACUUCGGCGAAGGCGCGGCAUCCGAGGGUGAUUGCCAUGCUGCCUUUAACUUUGCCGCUACUCUAGAUGCCCCGGUUAUAUUCUUCUGCCGCAACAACGGUUUUGCCAUCAGUACACCAUCUUCAGAGCAAUACCGUGGAGAUGGAAUAGCAGGAAGAGCAUCUGGAUAUGGAAUGGCAGCCCUUCGUGUGGAUGGAACAGAUGUCCUGUCAGUUUACAAUGCCACAAAGGCAGCUAGAGAAUACGUAAUGAAGACAAAUAAGCCCAUUAUCUUAGAAGCAAUGUCCUACAGAAUUGGCCACCAUUCAACAUCUGACGACAGCAGUGCUUAUCGGAAACCUGAAGAACUCGAAGUUUGGAAUACUGUUGAGCAUCCGAUCAAUAAAUUGAAGAACUUUAUGCGGUCCAAGGGAUGGUGGAAUGAAGAAGAUGAAAAUGCCUUUGUGAAAUCUAUUCGUAAGCAGGUUCUCUCGCAAAUUUCGCUGUCGGAGAAGAAACCCAAGCCAGACUGGAGGGAAAUGUUUAAUGAUGUGUACUAUGAUCUUCCUGCACACCUUCGAGAGCAACUCAAGCAGAUGGAAGAACAUGUUGAAAAGUACAAGGAGCACUAUCCACUGAAGGGAUUUAAGCACUGACCAGAAGGACCAGAAAGAUGAGGUGUCAAGAGAAUGAAGAGAGAACUUGUUACCAAGGGAAAAAGUGCAUUUACUAGAUUUUAAUGGGCAAAAAAAAUUGUAAGAGAAAUACAAUUUGAACGCAA
Messenger RNA from Phlebotomus papatasi, 1881 nucleotides. RefSeq names its product 2-oxoisovalerate dehydrogenase subunit alpha, mitochondrial (gene BckdhA). The transcript is spliced from 5 exons. Gene Ontology annotation, biological process: branched-chain amino acid catabolic process. Lineage: Eukaryota; Metazoa; Arthropoda; Insecta; Diptera; Psychodidae. The record is from RefSeq and is a predicted model, not a curated record. The coding region runs from base 434 to 1756 and encodes 440 amino acids. Gene Ontology annotation, molecular function: oxidoreductase activity, acting on the aldehyde or oxo group of donors, disulfide as acceptor.